This is a messenger RNA of Monodelphis domestica (gray short-tailed opossum), 921 nucleotides long. RefSeq names its product olfactory receptor 2D2-like. Gene Ontology annotation, cellular component: membrane. Gene Ontology annotation, molecular function: G protein-coupled receptor activity; olfactory receptor activity. Gene Ontology annotation, biological process: G protein-coupled receptor signaling pathway. The record is from RefSeq and is a predicted model, not a curated record. Lineage: Eukaryota; Metazoa; Chordata; Mammalia; Didelphimorphia; Didelphidae.
AUGAACCAGAACAAUAGAACCUGGGUGACAGAAUUUUUCCUUCUGGGUCUUUCUGGGGACCCUCAAACUCAGCUGCUGCUCACUGUAUUGUUCUUGGGGGUCUACUUAGGUACUGUACUUGGGAGCUUACUCCUCAUCUAUCUGGUUCUAACUGACUCCCAGCUUCAUACACCCAUGUACUUUUUCCUUUGCAACUUGUCUUUAGCUGACCUGGGCCUCUCUACUGUCAUAGUCCCCCAGGCUAUAAUCCAUAUGUUAACUAGGAGGAAUGCCAUUUCCUUUAUGGGAUGUGCAGCUCAGAUUUUUUUUUCUAUCAUUUCUGGAGCUACACAGUGUUCACUGUUAGCUGUGAUGUCCUAUGACCGAUACGUAGCAAUCUGUGAUCCCAUGCAUUAUUCUCUCAUCAUGACAGGGAAGGUGUGUGGACAAUUGGCUUUGGUGUGCUGGGUCAGUGGUAUUGUUGCCUCCUCUGUUGACACUAUAUUUACAUUAUGUCUACCCUACCAAGGAGACAAUAGGAUUGCUCAUUUCUUUUGUGAGGCACCAGUUCUCUUGACUCUGGCAUCUGGAGACACUCAUAAAGCAGAGAUGGCUAUUUUCUUCGUUGGAGUAUGGAUUCUUAUUGCACCUAUGUCCCUGAUUCUAGUGUCCUAUGGACUUAUCAUAGUGACUGUCAUUAGGAUGAACACAAUGUCGAAAAGACUCAAAGCAUUCUCCACCUGUGGCUCCCAUCUCCUUGUAGUCAUCCUUUUUUAUGGGACACUCAUUAUUGGCUACAUGACACCCAAGUCCUCCAGGGAGCAAUUCAAGCAGGUUGCUGUGUUCUAUGGUGUCAUAAACCCUAUGCUUAACCCUCUCAUCUAUAGUCUGAGGAAUAAGGAAGUGAAGAGAGCAUUCAAAAAUGCAAUCAAAAGAAAGUAA